AUGCAGCAGAAGCGUGCCUGUGCCCACAUGGACGGCACCCUCGUUGAGGCCGAAGAAGCAGACGCGUGCAGCCCCACAACGGUGGCUGUGCCUAGCGUCGCUUCUAUAGCCCAGAACCUCACACCCUUUCCACAUCGGGAAGCCUCCUGUAGUACUGUAUCUACUGCACCGAUAGCAUCGGUUCGGAUCGAUCCACACGACCACAGCGACGGCUCAGACGACGACAUGGACGAAAGCAUAGAAGAAUGCGAACAGCAGGUUCGUCGAGAAGCAGACUGCAUUCGUGUGUGCGCUGCUCCCCUGUGCUAUCCCCACCUGGAUCUUAUUGAUUCAUUUUUGUGCGGAUGUUGA
Messenger RNA from Pseudozyma hubeiensis SY62, 351 nucleotides. RefSeq names its product 2-5A-dependent ribonuclease. The coding region runs from base 1 to 351 and encodes 116 amino acids. Lineage: Eukaryota; Fungi; Basidiomycota; Ustilaginomycetes; Ustilaginales; Ustilaginaceae. The transcript has 2 exons. The record is from RefSeq and is a predicted model, not a curated record.